AUGGAGAACAUACGAGAAGUUUUUUACGAAAAAUUUAACGCUAUAUUAAGUACAAAAAGAGAAGACAAUAAUUUUUAUUUGAGUACUGUAAAAUAUAACAAAUGUGUUGAAGACGUUCUCAAGUUUAAGGGGAAAGAAAGUAAGCAACGCGCCGUGUGCAAGUUAUUGAAAAGAUAUGAUGUCGUUAAAAUAAUGUCUCUCAACCAACUUAUUGUUCCAUUGAAACCUGGUGAAACAAAAAUAAUUUACUUCGUGAAAAAUGAAGAUUUAUUCGAUAUUAUCCAUGAUGCCCAUAUCAAAACAGGCCACGGAGGACGAACCCGUGUAAUUAGUGAAUUACAAACAAAAUAUAAAAAUAUAACAUAUGAAUCAGUUACAUUAUUUUUGAGCUUGUGUGUUCAAUGUCAAAGGAAACAAAAAGUCCCGAGAAAAGGGAUCGUCGUAAAGCCCAUUAUAAGUCGUGAACUCAACUCUCGAUGCCAAGUUGAUUUAGUCGAUAUGCAAACGUGUAAAGAUGGUGAGUACAAAUUUAUUCUCAAUUAUCAAGACCAUCUCACUAAAUUUAUACAGCUUAGACCAUUGAAGAGCAAGACAGCAGAGGAAGUAACCCUCAUGUUGCUGCCAAUUUUCCUCACUUUUGGUGCACCAAAUAUUCUGCAUUCAGAUAAUGGGAGAGAGUUUUCCAACAAAAUUAUUAUGGAUUUGUGCUCAAGAUGGGAGGGUGUAAAAAUUGUUCACGGUAAACCCCGUCAUAGUCAAUGUCAAGGUUCUAUCGAAAGAGCCAAUCAGGAUUUUCAAAAUAUACUCAGGGCCAUGAUGCAUGAUAAGAAUACAACAAAAUGGAAUAAAACAGACACCGUAUGA
Acyrthosiphon pisum (pea aphid) is the source of this 864-nucleotide messenger RNA. Its product is annotated as KRAB-A domain-containing protein 2-like. Gene Ontology annotation, biological process: DNA integration. The transcript has 2 exons. Gene Ontology annotation, molecular function: nucleic acid binding. The record is from RefSeq and is a predicted model, not a curated record. Bases 1 to 864 code for a protein of 287 amino acids. NCBI's taxonomy places the organism in Eukaryota, Metazoa, Arthropoda, Insecta, Hemiptera, Aphididae.